This is a messenger RNA of Aspergillus chevalieri, 2487 nucleotides long. RefSeq lists its product as uncharacterized. NCBI's taxonomy places the organism in Eukaryota, Fungi, Ascomycota, Eurotiomycetes, Eurotiales, Aspergillaceae. The coding region runs from base 1 to 2487 and encodes 828 amino acids. The record is from RefSeq and is a predicted model, not a curated record. The transcript has a single exon.
AUGCUUCCCUCAUCUCUCAGCGCAAGAGACCGACUGAGAAGAACAAAAUCCACCCGUUCUAUCCGCAGAACCCGCCAACCUUCAUUCUCCUCAGAGCCCUUCGAUCCCGACCUCGCCAGAUCUCAGGCCAUGGCAGCCGCUACUCAAGCCAUGCGUCGCUCCAACAACCGAUCGUCGAUGGACUAUAGACGCUCUUACGAUCGAUUGGGUGGCCCUGAGAACGUGGCUGUUCCUUCACGACGUCGGCUAACAGAGACUGCGUCUCCAAUGGAUGAGCCGUCGCCAAACCUGUCAAUGGCCUGCUAUAUGGAGAACCAGGAUACCUACCCCGCUGCUUUGCCGCCGAUCAACGAGUUUGGGGGACUUGAUGGGCGCAUGGCCAGUCAGCCGUCGUCAUAUCGGAAGCUGAGAAAGGCCAAGUCUAUGUUUUCUACGAGGCAGCGGGCAGCUCCUGUUCCUUAUGGCGGGAUUUCUUCGGAACAAUACAGCAGUCCGGUCGCCAGUCAGGAGGGGUCGGCUGAUAAUGCUCGUCCUCACGGCACGCUGCGACGAUCGAUGUCUUUUCUUAAGGGCGGGAGCCAGCGGACUCGAUCAAUUCGACAUGCGAAGAGUCAGGAUGUUGCGAUUCAGUUGGCCCGUACACAGUUUGCUCAAGGCCGCAAGCCGUCUUUGACUACGCUGAGGCCUAGGAAGGAGCAGAAACCGUUUAGAAAGUCUUUCCGUAACCCUAGUGAGUCUAUCACGGAGACUGGUGGUACGCCAGUCAGCGAACGGUCCAAGAACGGCGGUGCGAUUCACGGCAAGGCACGGUCUCUGUCUUCGUCCAUCAAGAAAGGAUUGAAGCGUGUCUUAGGACUUUCGAAGCCUGCUGAAGAGCAAAGCCAAGCACCGGAGUCGCCCGUUGUCCAAAACCAGUGGAACUAUGCGCAUUCUUCGACUCCGUCCAGCGCCAACCAAGACUACGUGCCUGACAGCGACUACUCUUAUUUCAACAGUCCCGAAGAACGAUUUGUCAGCCCUGCCCGGCCACCUACUCUGCGUAGUAGCCGCAGCUCUGAAAGUCUUGCUACGUCUCGAUCGCGUGUCACAAGCUGGGCUGACUCGACCGUUCCGAACACUGUCACGACUAAGAGGGCUGGCGACAUGAAUUCAUUGUCGAUUAUCGAUGAGAAUGGAACACCCGGUGGCAGGUCUAGAGCGGGAUCUCCUAGACCCAAUACAUCUAUUGAAGGUCAGCGGUUGUACUCUGCGUUGAUGAAACACAUUGGUAGAACCCAAGCGGAAGUUCCUGACGAACAAAUUGUGCUUGGUCGUGUGAAGGAACAUCGUCCGAUUCCAGAGCGUACUUCGUCGCUUCGCAAAUGUCGUAGCAAACAGACCAUCCGCCAGAUUCCGAGCGACGAAUCAUUGCAUUCUCGAUUGUCAUAUGCCACGGCCAACGGCGGCGCGAUCACUCCUCAGCGACUAAGGCCACGCCAACCCAAAUGUCAUGUUCAACAUGGAUCGAGAUACUCUCAAAACAAAGAAGUUGAUCGACCCGACGAUACUUCGAGUGUUCGCAGACAGCCGCUGGGCUCACUCUACGAGGCUGGAGAGGAUUCCGACGGCGCUGGGAGCGUCAUUGUUGAUCGGUCGAAGAACGUUGAUGCAGAUUCCCCUAGUAUAUAUUCCCGCACGACAAGUGGAGACUCACCUACAAGGAACGACCAAGCCGCUGGCCGUAUUGUCGAAGCGAAAGAGGAACCAGGAAUGGCGAUGGUAUACGAGAGCCAAAGGACUGUGUACAGGUCUCCGAAACGGGCAGCUCGUUCUGGAUCUACUGCAACUGUGCAGCCGAGUGCUGACUGGCAGAAGUGGAUGAACUCGCAGAUUGCGAGGAUCGAACAUACUCCAACGCGAGAGCAUUACCGAGAAGACGCGCAGAUUCACGAUGAUGAUGAAACUGAUGAAAUCAAUGCUCUCACACGUGGUAUGGGGAGCGGCAGCGACACGGUGAAACGCUUCAAUCCUACCAUCAGCCUUAGCGAUACUGGAGAGUUUUCGAUCAACAUGAACGCCCCUGCGACGAACAACUUCUCCCGACCGUUCAGUCGAUCUUCAAGUGUCCGCAGUACAACAAAAUCCCAGAAUCAAUAUGCCGCAGACCACAGAGAUCUGGAAUGUGGAUCCUCGCUGUCGCUAAGGACUAGUAGCCGACACCAGACCCCCGAGUCUCCUACUCCGAAAAGAAACACGACAGAAUCUCCACAGCAGAGAAUGGCCACAAGGCAGUAUCGUCGUUACCAGACUUCCCGGAUGCCGAUGGGUCGCGAUGCCAAAUCAGUACCCUUCCGAUCCAUUCGCGACCAACGGGGCUACGGACCAGUAACAGACGAGAAUCAUUCCCCGAUCUCCUCCAAGAAAAUGGUUGAUAGCUUUUUGGACAGCCGCCGGAGACCGAUUGAAAUGGAGAUGCCGGGCGAUGAUGGUACAGGGGCGUUCAUUUGA